AUGCCUUUUUCAGACCCUCAUAUAGAAUAUGGCUUAUGGUACAAUCCAUACGAUAAGUCUGCGGUUGGAAUUGGAAAUUUCCUUAUUACUGUUACUGUUCAAAUUAUAGUUAACACUUAUGCCUACUCUCUGGGCUACUGUCCACAAUCUUACGGUCUGGAUUACUACCGGUCUGGUGAGAGAAAUAUGAAAACGCUAUUACGCCUCCGAGGUUUCUCAAAUCGUAAAGCACAAAAUGUGACUAAGACUUGGUUCAAAACCAUUGCCGCUGGAACUUCGAGAGUGCAGGCGCUAAAGGAAUCUAUGUACCGCGAGUUUAGCUGCUUCGUGAACAGUGAACAUUUGACAACUCUGUCGUUCACAAUAACGGAACCGAAGCUGGCGUUUAACGUGAUUUUUGUAAAGCUGACACUACUGGCAACUCAGUUCGACGACAUCGUGGAGGACUACUCUGCUUAUGACGGUAAUCUGGAAGAUGCCUUCAUGCACUUCUUGGACGAGAACCGUUACUCGAUCCGACCAAAGGAGACUUGGUAG
Molecule: messenger RNA, 537 nt
Organism: Parnassius apollo (apollo)
Lineage: Eukaryota; Metazoa; Arthropoda; Insecta; Lepidoptera; Papilionidae
Source: the annotation of a GenBank genome assembly